Balaenoptera ricei (Rice's whale) is the source of this 6134-nucleotide messenger RNA. RefSeq names its product TATA element modulatory factor 1 (gene TMF1). Bases 247 to 3528 code for a protein of 1093 amino acids. The transcript has 17 exons. The record is from RefSeq and is a predicted model, not a curated record. Gene Ontology annotation, cellular component: Golgi apparatus; endoplasmic reticulum. Lineage: Eukaryota; Metazoa; Chordata; Mammalia; Artiodactyla; Balaenopteridae.
CCAGCGCGUGCGCAGUCUGAGCCUUUCGUCUCAGCUGUGAGGAAAGCGCUGAGGGUAACGUCCCCGGCUCGGGGGAGACCUGCGGGGUCAUGGCUCCCCGCUGACAGGGCCCGCCGAGUGGAGAAGGGGGCGAGGCUCUCCGUGGACCCUCCGCCGGGUCCGCGGCAGUCGACUUGUCCCUCGGCCUUCCCGUUCGCUGCUGCCGCCGCCGCCGCCGCCGCCGCUGGCGGCGGCUGAGGCGGGGAGAUGAGCUGGUUCAACGCCUCCCAGCUCUCCAGCUUCGCCAAGCAGGCCCUGUCUCAGGCCCAGAAGUCCAUCGACAGGGUCCUGGACAUCCAGGAAGAGGAGCCGAGCGCCUGGGCUGAGACCAUUCCGUACGGAGAGCCGGGAAUAAGCCCCCCUGUCAGUGGAGGAUGGGAUACUUCAACCUGGGGGUUAAAAUCCGACACUGAACCUCAGAGUCAACCGGUAGCGUCUCCUAAAGCAAUUACAAAGCCAGUUCGGAGAACUGUGGUAGAUGAAUCUGAAAAUUUCUUCAGUGCCUUUCUCUCUCCCACCGAUGUCCAGACCAUUCAGAAGAGUCCAGUGGUAUCAAAACCACCAGCUAAAUCACAGCGACCAGAAGAAGAAGUGAAAAGCACCUUACAGGAGUCCUUGCACGCUGGACAGUCGAGAACAACUGAAGCCCCUGAGUCCAAAGUAGAAGACUCUCCUCCGUGUGUAUCAGGGGAAACUCUGACAGCGAGUACUCUGUCUCCUAAAACUGAGGGCAAGCAUGAAGAAACUCUUAAUAAAGAAUCGGAUACAAAGGUGUCAACAGUACAUUUGAAAGUAUCUGAAAGUGUAAUUAAUGUGAAAACAACUAGGGAAAAUGUAUCUAAUAUGCCUACACAGCCUCUCACAGCGGAAACAAAGGACAUGGCUUUGGAGCCUAAGGAGCAAAAACACGAAGACAGACAGAGCAAUACACCUUCUCCUCCUGUUAGUACCUUCUCAUCAGGUACUUCUACCACGAGUGAUAUUGAAGUUUUAGAUCAUGAAAGUGUAAUAAGUGAGAGCUCAGCAAGUUCAAGACAAGAGACUACAGAUUCAAAAUCAAGUCUGCACUUGAUGCAGACAUCCUUUCAGCUUCUCUCGGCAUCUGCUUGUCCUGAAUAUAAUCGUUUAGAUGAUUUCCAAAAACUCACUGAGAGUUGCUGCUCAUCUGAUGCUUUUGAAAGAAUAGACUCGUUUAGUGUACAGUCAUUAGAUAGCCGUAGUGUAAGCGAAAUCAAUUCAGAUGAUGAAUUGUCAGGCAAGGGAUAUGCUUUAGUACCUAUUAUAGUUAAUUCUUCAACUCCAAAGGCUAAAACAGUUGAAUCUGUUGAAGGAAAACCUGAAGAAGCAAAUGAAACAUUAAUUAUGCCCACUGAAGAAACAGAAAUGGAAGAAAGUGGACGAAGUGCAACUCCUGUUAACUGUGAACAGCCUGAUGUCUUGGUUUCUUCUACACCAGUCAAUGAAGGGCAUACUGUCCUAGACAAGGUGGCUGAGCAGCCCGAAGCUCCUGAAAGUCAGCCAGAAGCACUUUCUGAGAAGGAAGAUGUAUUCAAGACAGUUGAAUUUCUGAAUGAGAAACUGGAUAAAAGGGAAGCUCAGUUAUUAUCUCUUAGUAAAGAAAAAGCACUUCUAGAAGAAGCUUAUGAUAAUCUGAAAGAUGAAAUGAUCAGAGUGAAAGAAGAGAGCAGCAGCAUUUCUUCCUUGAAAGAUGAGUUUACUCAAAGAAUUGCAGAAGCAGAAAAGAAAGUUCAGCUAGCCUGCAAAGAGAGAGAUGCUGCUAAAAAGGAAAUCAAAAAUAUAAAAGAAGAACUUGCUACUAGAUUAAAUAGUAGUGAAACGGCAGACCUUUUGAAAGAGAAAGAUGAGCAGAUCCGAGGGUUAAUGGAAGAAGGAGAAAAACUUUCAAAACAGCAGCUGCAUAAUUCUAACAUCAUUAAGAAAUUAAGAGCUAAAGACAGAGAAAAUGAAAAUAUUAUUGCAAAGCUGAACAAAAAAGUUAAAGAGUUAGAAGAAGAGUUACAACAUUUAAAACAGGUCCUUGAUGGCAAAGAAGAGGUUGAGAAACAACAUAGAGAAAAUAUUAAGAAACUAAAUUCUGUGGUAGAACGCCAAGAGAAGGAUCUUGGCCGACUUCAAGUAGACAUGAAUGAGCUUGAAGAAAAGAACCGAAGUAUUCAGGCUGCUCUUGAUAGUGCAUACAAAGAACUUACUGAUCUCCACAAAGCCAAUGCUGCAAAGGAUAGCGAAGCCCAGGAAGCUGCUCUAAGUCGUGAAAUGAGAGCUAAAGAAGAACUUUCUGCAGCACUGGAGAAGGCCCAAGAAGAAGCCCGUCAGCAGCAAGAAACAUUAGUGAUUCAAGUGGGGGACCUUAGGCUGGCACUGCAACGUGCAGAGCAAGCAGCUGCCAGAAAAGAGGAUUAUUUACGUCAUGAGAUCAGUGAACUCCAGCAGAGACUCCAGGAAGCAGAGAAUCGAAACCAAGAACUGAGUCAAAGUGUUUCAUCAACAACAAGACCAUUGCUUCGACAGAUAGAAAAUUUGCAAGCAACUCUAGGGUCCCAGACGUCAUCAUGGGAAACGUUAGAGAAGAAUCUUUCUGAUAGACUUGGUGAAUCCCAGACCUUGUUGGCAGCAGCAGUUGAGAGAGAACGUGCGGCCACAGAAGAACUUCUUGCCAACAAAAUUCAAAUGUCUUCCAUGGAGUCACAGAAUUCUCUCUUAAGACAAGAAAACAGUAGAUUUCAGGCCCAGCUAGAAUCAGAGAAAAAUAGGCUAAGAAAACUAGAGGAUGAAAAUAAUAGGUACCAGGUUGAAUUAGAAAACAUAAAAGGUGAAUAUGUGAGAACACUUGAAGAGACAAGGAAAGAAAAGACACUGUUGAAUAGUCAGUUAGAAAUGGAGAGAAUGAAAGUUGAACAGGAAAGGAAGAAAGCAAUUUUCACUCAAGAAGCAAUAAAAGAAAAGGAACGGAAGCCAUUUUCUGUUUCUAGCACUCCCACAAUGUCACGCUCAAGUUCGAUAAGUGGAGUUGAUAUGGCAGGGCUACAAACAUCUUUUAUGUCUCAGGAUGAGCUUCAUGAUCAGUCAUUUGGACCAAUGUCUGUAUCAGCAAAUGGAAGCAAUCUUUAUGAUGCUGUAAGGAUGGGAGCAGGAUCAAGCAUUAUUGAAAAUCUACAGUCUCAGUUAAAGCUAAGGGAAGGAGAAAUUACUCAUUUACAGCUAGAAAUUGGCAAUCUAGAAAAAACACGCUCCAUAAUGGCUGAAGAGCUAGUUAAAUUAACAAAUCAAAAUGAUGAACUUGAAGAGAAAGUGAAGGAGAUACCCAAACUUCGAACUCAGCUAAGAGAUUUGGAUCAAAGAUACAACACUAUUCUGCAGAUGUAUGGAGAAAAAGCAGAAGAGGCAGAAGAACUUCGAUUAGAUCUUGAAGAUGUAAAAAAUAUGUAUAAGACUCAAAUAGAUGAACUUUUAAGACAAAGGCUCAGUUAACUUAUGAAAAUUACAUUCCCAUCAAAGUGAAUGUGAACAUUUAAUAUCUAAGUGCAGAUAUCCAAUAAAUUCUUUUAUAGAAUUAGAAAGUGGAAUUUAGCAUUCAAAAAUUGAAAAAAAUUGUUUUAUAGUAUAUAGUAAUAUUUCCAGUUAAAUUAUUUUGUGCAGUAUUUGGACUUUAUUUUUAAAACUAUUCUUUAAAGAUUUAUUUUUUACAGUCUUUUUUUUUUUUUUUUUUGCCUUGAAUAGCACAGAGAUUUAUUACUUUAUCCUCAUGUCAGUAUGGUUAGGGAAGGAGAAUGGUGUUUAUAUAUUGUAGAUAUAUAACUAAUUGUAUCUAUAAUUUAUAUGUUUUUGUAUAUAUUGAGAACAUUUAAAGAGUGAUAGUAACAUAUUGACACUUUGAAAUCUUUCACACUUAAAUCUUCAGUGCGUCUAAUUACUAUUCAUGAAAAUGGACAUUGUGUUCAAGUAAAAAAAAUUAUUAAACCUGCAGUUAUUAGAUCUUGAACUAAUUUUUUUUCUUUUGGGAAAAAAAACACUCUCUGAAGUUUAAAGGGUAAAUAAUUUAAACUUUAAAAGUUCUGUGGUCUCAAAUUUUAUUUCACUCAGAUUUCACGAUUAAGUCUGUACAAAUUUUGGUACCUAUUUGGAGAAAGCUAUAGCUAUUCAAAGUUAUCUAGGCAUAAUUGAAUAGUGGAAAAAUCUACUUACAGUCAUUUUGUGAUGGUAUCAUUAACAUUUUAGUAGUUUUGAAGACGUAUUGUUUUACUACCCUAUAAAAUGAAUCAAAAGUAAUUAAAUUACUAAUAUAAUUUUCUUUUUAAAAAUUAAUUGUUCACAUUUUGUAAAGCCUUAUUUUUGGCACAUUAAAAGUAUAUGACUGAUAUUCAUAAUAAUAUUCAUAACAAAAUAGAGAAAUUAUAGGAGUUAAAUUUGGCAUUUUGCAAUUUUCUGUGGUUUAUCAUUUAAUUUUUUUCUUGAAACUUUAAAGUGAAAAAUAGUGUGGAAUAGCUGAAAAAAUAACUAUGCCUUCCUCUCAGCUGUGUUUUAGACUUGUGAAAUAUUUUGAUACAUUUUAUUAUUGAAAGUCAUUUAGCUGCCUUUACUUGAAAGUAAGAACACUCACUUAACUUUUAGUUACAUUUUAAACGCUAGAACUUUAGCUACAGGUAAGCCAUGUUGAAGAUUUUAGAAUGCCUUUCAGGGCAAUUCAAGUGACCUCAUUUUUGUUCUUUUUGCAUUCAAGACAGUAUUUCUGUCAGUGAAUCUCUGAUUUGUAGCAUUAAUAAAUAUUCUUUCCAUGUGAGCCAAAUUCAUAAAAUUAAUUUUCUAUAUUUUAGUGGUAAAAAGCAGUAUAAUAGCUUUCUGUCAGCUUUUUUUUUUUUCCCCCAGGGGCUGACAGAGAAUGACAAGACUGAUAGCAAUAAGAAAUGUACAGAAUUAGAAAAUAUAGGAAACUUAAGUUGCAAAUUCUGUCAAGUGUUUGAAACUAGAAGUUUAGGAAUUAUGAAAUUGUUCUUUUAAUAUAUCCAUUAGUGAGGAAAAAAAAAACAAAAACCCUUCAGUUGUGGAGAAAAGAUUGAAAUAAAAUUCCUUUACCUUUCAAUUUUAUAAUAUUAUACAUUCUCUUUUCUUAAUCCAUAUUAACAUUAAUAAAGUCAACUCAACUUAAAAUUUUAAAGUGUUCUCAGUUUAUUUAAGAUAAACAGCUAUUUAAUAUUUAAGUCUUCGGCUGUAUAUUACCAUAUAUUGUUCUUUAUCCACAAAUUAAUAGCUGAUGUUCAUACAGAUCUUAUUUUAUUAUACACUUAGAUUUCUCAAUACAUUUGUAAGUUGAGAAGGUGUACUGAAUUGCUUUCUUGAAAAACUCCACUAAGUGGCAGAAUACCUAUUGAAUAUUGGUUGCUGUAUUUUGCUGUUUGUUAUUAAAACUUAUCUGUCCAUAUUCUAGAAAAUAUUUAUAUUUUAAUAAAGAAAAUAGAUCGCAGUCAGAUGUUUCCAUUCUUGAAAGAAAAUAGGUAAUAUAAAUGAUAACAAUGUCAAGAAUAUAAACAAAGAAUAGAGGAGUGUGAACAUUGUUGUUUCAUAUAUAGACAACUAAGCACAGACUAUGGGCAUCCUUCUAACUCUUGGGAAGCUGAAUUGGGAGUACCAUUUCUUUCUUUUUCUUUACCUGUUUAUUGAGAACUUCCAGUUGUACAAUGUUUAACAUAUGGGGAUGUAUCAAAUGUAUCUAUACUUUGAUUUAAGAUAUUCUAAAUAUGGAUAAUUUCUAACCUAGGAAAACAUGUAGUUUAUAAGUAAGUGAAAAGAAAAGUUCAGGAAAAUUUUUUUCUUGUAAUCCUUCAUUUGGCAUUUGAUUUAUUAAUUGAAAGUUUUUUUUAAAUGCUUAUUAAAAGUAUGUGAUUUAUAAUAUAUAGAAAAUAGCCACAAGAAAAAAUAGAAAAUUACUAUAAAUAUUUUAUCUUGUUCUACCACUCUUUGUCUAGUAUGUGUACAUGUAUGUUCUAAUGUAUCAUAAUUUUUCAUUUUCAUUUAAAAAUCUAAUGUCCCCAAUUCUAUUCAGUUUUAAACUAUUACAACUUUAACUUCAUAUUUUGUAA